Drosophila rhopaloa is the source of this 1115-nucleotide messenger RNA. It is a transcript of the gene Psf2, whose product is annotated as probable DNA replication complex GINS protein PSF2. The record is from RefSeq and is a predicted model, not a curated record. Bases 381 to 992 code for a protein of 203 amino acids. Gene Ontology annotation, cellular component: nucleus; GINS complex. Gene Ontology annotation, biological process: double-strand break repair via break-induced replication; DNA replication. NCBI's taxonomy places the organism in Eukaryota, Metazoa, Arthropoda, Insecta, Diptera, Drosophilidae. The transcript has 2 exons.
AUUAGUCAGCUCCGCUGGGACAUUAGUUGCAUCGGUGCAUCCAUCCCGAUCCGAUCCGGUCGGCGAUAGUGAUGGUGAGAUAACCCGGCCGGAGGUCGCUGUAUUACGUUGGCUUAUUUGUGGUUGCGGCCUAUGGCUAUUAAGACGCAGACGUCUAUGGUUUGACGUGAUCAAGCUGACGCAUAAUCCCAAUUGCUUGCAUCACGAAGCAAAAUGUUUGGAAAAAUAAAACCGCUUUUAACGGUCGAUAGGAGGGCAGGGCUGCCAGCUCGCUAGAAUUUCCACAGCGAUAGUCGAGGAUCGCCACCAGGCCGGUGCCAUCUCCAACCCACAGUGUGACCGUAUAUCCCUGCAUUUGUUUAUGUUUUGCGCAGCAAACUAUGGAUCCUUCAAUUAUUGAAUUUAUUGGCGAAAAGUGCAUGAUCAGCAUUAUUCCAAACUUCUCCAACGAACCCCUCCAUCUCAUAUACGGAUCUGUGGGUCCUUUCCGGGCGGGCUUUCCCGUAUUUGUGCCCCUGUGGAUGGCCACGCAUCUGCGCAAGCAACAAAAGUGCAGGAUCGUGCCGCCAGAAUGGAUGGAUAUGGAUAUACUGGAGGAAAUCAAGGAGGAGGAGAAGCGAUCGAAAUUCUUCACAAAAAUGCCCUGCGAGCACUACAUGGUUGUGGCCCAGUUGGUCAUGAGCACGGCGCCGGAUGAUGUUCCCCGUUGCGAGGAGCUGCGCACUGUGAUUAAGGACAUCUUCGACAUAAGGGAAUCCAAGUUGCGCACCUCGAUUGAUGCCUUCAUCAAGGGAGAGGGCACCUACGCGAAGCUGGACAACCUGACGCUCCUGGAGAUUCACAGUGUGCGGCCCAUUUUGCCGUAUUCCCUGGACCACAUAGCUCGGUACCAAAGAACGGCCACCGCCUCCCAGAGGGACACUUCCAUGCUGAGUGCUUCCAUGGCGGGAUCCAGUUCGGUUCCCAAUAGCAACUCGCUGUUUUCUCAAUAAUCUUACCACCUAAGUCCUUAAUAGCAUUGUAGACCUGUUCGAAAAUAAAUUUAUAUAGAUGUAAGAGAACUGCUGGUGUUUUCUGAUUUCUGCAAAAUAAAAGAAAAUAAUGAGUAAUGCAAA